Saccharomyces cerevisiae S288C is the source of this 249-nucleotide messenger RNA. RefSeq lists its product as uncharacterized. NCBI's taxonomy places the organism in Eukaryota, Fungi, Ascomycota, Saccharomycetes, Saccharomycetales, Saccharomycetaceae. Bases 1 to 249 code for a protein of 82 amino acids. The transcript has a single exon. The record is from RefSeq and is marked reviewed.
AUGUACUACCUUGUGCCAAAGACAACCUACGGGAACCUUCAGUGUUCCUCUUUAGCGAUGACUUUUCAUGAGAGGGGGGAGAGCGGUGAUGUGUUAUCUUGCGCCUGUAGGCUUUACCUCUAUAUAAUGCCUCUUUUUUUUAACACUUUUUUGAGGCAGAAGUAUUUUCAGCUAUGUUCUAAUACACCAUACAGGAACAAUGGUGAAGCCCGUUAUUUUUGCCAUUUGUUUAGGUGUUCUAUUAUCUAA